GCAGAGCGCCCCAGGCCCCGCAGCCGAGCGCCGAGCUGCCGAUCCGUCACUCUCGCAGCCCUCGCUCGGGUCGCUCGUGGCUCCACCCGCCAUUGUAAUCCUUACCCCGCUAUGGAGCAUGCUUUUACCCCGCUGGAGCCCCUGCUACCCACGGGAAACUUGAAAUACUGCCUCGUGGUUCUUAAUCAGCCUUUGGAUACACAUUUUCGCCCUCUUUGGAAAAAAGCUCUCUUAAGAGCCUGUGCUGAUGGAGGUGCCAACCACUUAUAUGACCUCACUGAAGGAGAGAGAGAAAGCUUUUUGCCUGAAUUCAUCAAUGGGGACUUUGAUUCUAUUAGGCCUGAAGUCAAAGAGUACUACACCAAGAAGGGCUGUGAUCUUAUUUCAACUCCUGACCAAGACCACACUGACUUUACCAAGUGUCUUCAAGUGCUCCAAAGGAAGAUAGAAGAAAAAGAACUACAGGUUGACAUGAUCGUGACCCUGGGAGGUCUCGGUGGGCGUUUUGACCAGAUCAUGGCAUCUGUGAAUACCCUUUUCCAAGCCUCUCACAUCACCCACGUGCCAAUUAUAAUAAUCCAAAAGGAAUCUCUCAUCUACCUCCUCCAACCCGGAAAGCACAGGCUCCACGUAGACACUGGAAUGGAAGGCAGCUGGUGUGGCCUUAUUCCCGUUGGACAGCCUUGCAACCAGGUGACAACAACAGGCCUGAAAUGGAACCUCACAAAUGAUGUGCUUGGCUUUGGAACACUGGUCAGUACUUCUAACACCUACGAUGGGUCCGGCCUUGUCACUGUGGAAACUGACCAGCCACUCCUCUGGACCAUGGCCAUCAAGAGCUAACCUACAGUGUGGCAUCCAUCUUGUGCCUGUGCCUUCCCUUCCCUGCCCACUGGUUCACUGCUCAGCAGGAACAAUUACAUAGGUGGGCAGGAAUCUAAACUUCUCCAUAGGGAGCCACAAGCUUUCAAGGUGUGAGGGCUUGAGGUACAGCUGAGCAGCAGAAACAGAUGUUGCGCAUGUCCAAGGCCUUGGGUUCAACCCGCCACACCACAAAAUAAAGAUGGUGGUGUUUAUAGAUUCCAGGGUAUUCUAUAAAUGAUAUCUCAAUGGUAUAUUGAGGUAAAAAUUAUGGCCUAUCAAAGGAAAUAAGCUGUAUUAUAUGGCUAAUAUAGCUGUAUUAUAUGGCUAAUAUCGCUAAUGUAGAUCAUUACAUUAUAUAAUUCAGUUUUAAUCAUUUUAAUUUAAUUAAUCAGUCCAUUUACCUUAAGAUUCUUAUUUUAAUUUUGAAGCACCAGAAGCUGUUGUGUGUUGCAUUGGAAUGUGGCACUUCCUUAAGUGCCUGACAACAAGGGCUGCCUGCUCUGAGUGUGUCCUAACGUCAGACUCCGCUCUGUAGUGUACAUUAUCUCCCCAGUGCCGUGAGAGAAUGGCAGCAGUUCACUUUGGCACCAUCGUUUACAAGAUAAGGAUCAUUGACCUAAUUGUUAGCUUUGAAAGCAAGCAGCUACAUAGACUAUGGGUAAGUGAGAAAUGGUAGUUCAGGACUCACUCCAACAUGAACCCCUAAAAAUUUGAAAGUAAGCACUCUGCUCUCUAGAAAUGCAGUGUCUUUAUGAAAAUUGUGACACACCCAAAAGCUUUGUGCUGAGAAAUUGAUCGUAAGCCUGAAAGUUCAGUCACUUUUAACAUGUUUUGCACUCGGGGCUGGAAAGAUUGCUCAGUGGUUAGGGGCACUGGUCACUCUUGCAGAGGUCCUGAGUUCAGUUCCCAGCAACCACAUGGUGGCUUACAACCAUCUGUAAUGGAAUCUGAUGCCCUCUUAUGGCAUGCAGGUGUACAUGCGGAUAGAGUACUCAGACAUAUAAAUAAAUAAAUCUUGGCGGAAAAACACAUUUCACACUAAAAAACAGAAUAUUAAUUCAUGGACCAUAUUUACUGACAUCACCAGAAAUUAGUGUGGCUAUGGAGACCACCUGAAGCCUGUUUCUGCACCCCAGUCAACCAUGUGCCUGGUUCCUGAACUGUUUCUCUCUGCUGUAUGGUCGGAGGGGUUGUAAUCACUGAGUAUGUGAAAGAACCUCAGAUAUGAACUCUAAAUGCUGACAUGUCGCAGGUGUAGAUAACACAUUUCCUGUCUUAGGCUAAGCUUGCUGGAGCAUGAACAUUUACCCAUGUUUCUUUCAUGAGCUCCCCUCCUGUCUUCCUACCCUCCCCUGUCCCAUUUGUUAAACUGCAUCUUGCCAAACAAACCAAGAUUUAAGGCAGCCUGCCUACCAUGUUGCAUUUACCCAGUGGUAAUGUUACUGUCUUCUUGGUGCUACAACAGUAUGAAGCUUAAAACAAAUAGAGGAAGAAAAGGGAUCAGUUGAACCAAUGCCAAGUUCUUAACGGAAAUAGUUAGAAUCAUUGUUAUUAUCUUAUGCAAAUAUAUGAUUCUGAAAUCUGAAUGUCAAAUAAAAAGUUAUCAAUGUG
Apodemus sylvaticus (European woodmouse) is the source of this 2475-nucleotide messenger RNA. It is a transcript of the gene Tpk1, whose product is annotated as thiamin pyrophosphokinase 1. NCBI's taxonomy places the organism in Eukaryota, Metazoa, Chordata, Mammalia, Rodentia, Muridae. The transcript has 9 exons. Gene Ontology annotation, biological process: thiamine diphosphate biosynthetic process; thiamine metabolic process. Gene Ontology annotation, molecular function: thiamine binding; ATP binding; thiamine diphosphokinase activity. The record is from RefSeq and is a predicted model, not a curated record. The coding region runs from base 112 to 843 and encodes 243 amino acids.